UCAUUUAUUCAUUAUUAUUAUUUGUAAGUCUACUUUGUCAUGUCGGGUUAUUUGUUGUAAAUCAUAUCAAAUAAUUUAAACACAGGAUGUAACAAUACAAUUUCAUUGUCCACAAAGAGUGCAAAGUAGUCCAAGGUAAUACUAAAAACUAAAAUUAAAUACAUGAAAGUUAGGAUACACAAAAUUAUCAAUAGUUAUCAAUAAAACAAAGACAUGGGGACAAAAAUGAACGUGUACAUUAAACAUAAUUAAUAUCUUUCAGUCUAAUUCUAAUUGAACAAUUUAAACAACACUUAAAACCAUAAAUGAGGAUUUGUCGAAUAGUUUUACUUCAUCCCGACUCUUACUGGCUGUCCCCAGUACUGUUGUAUUUUUGCUAAGCAAAUAAAAGUGACAUAAUUAUUAGGAUUUAUUUUUAAAAAAAGGUCUUAUCUGUUAUGACGUUUCACCAAACAGAAGCUUUUUUACUGCAGCAGCACAGAGUAAAGGUACAAAAGUGUAUUUAAAGAACCAAAAGUACAGCUCAUUAUGCAGAAUAAGAUAAAUUAUAAUCAUAUCUUAUAUUUUCUAAACCUAUAGUUAUACCCUGCACUUUAUUUGUUGGUCAUAUUUUGUAUUAUUAAUCUCAAUCUGCACAGUAAAUGCUAACUAAAGUGAUUAAAUAAAUAAAGUGGAGUAAAAAGUGGAAUAUUUGAAAACUGAAAUACUCACAGUUCUUGAGUAAAUGUACUUAGUUACUUUACUUUACACUGCUGCCAAAUAUGCGAACGUUGUGGGAAUGUUCUGGAGUUGAUGCUGAAUAAACGUUUUCAUUUGAACCAUUUAACAACAAUCGUUAAUAAACUGUAUAAUAAAUAUAGUUCAACUUGUUCAUGUUUAAUAUUGUUUUGUCUUGUGUCUAUUAAAUGACAUAUAGUAAUAAUAAACUUUAUUUAUGCAGCAUUCAAAACAGGAUCAAACUUUUCAGGAUGGACGAUUCAAAUAAUUAAACAAAAGAUAACGAUGUUAAUCAGAUAUUACAGCUUUAUUAUUCAGAUACAAUGUAAACAGAAUAAUAAUCAUUCACAUAAUGCAUCAAAACCAAAAUAAUAAUUAUGAUAAUUAUUGUACAUGUCGCUCUUCCUGAUUGGUCGACAGGGGAAUGUGUCCUGUGUGGCUAUUGGUGGCUGUGGCGGUGUUGGGCGUGGCCAGAGGAGCUGUCAGUCAGUGCUUUGAACAUCCCAGCUGUCAGGAGGUCGACUCUGAGAGGAGCAUGCUGGAGUGCAUCCAGCUCUGUCGCUCCGACCUCAAUGCCGAGAUGCCCGCUAUCCCGGGCGAUGCCCACCUCCAACCUGUACCUCCACCAGAGCCUGAUUAUCUGCCUCCCCUCUCUCUUUUGUCCUCCUCCUCCUCGUCUCCUCAAGCCAAGCGCUCCUACUCCAUGGAGCACUUCCGCUGGGGGAAGCCUGUCGGGCGGAAGCGCCGCCCGGUCAAAGUCUACACCUCCAACGGCGUGGAGGAGGAGUCGGCCGAGGUGUUUCCCGGAGAGAUGAGGAGGCGGGAGCUCGCCAGCAACAUCAUAGCGUCAGAGAGCGAGGAGAUGGCGCAGGAGAUGGCGCAGGAGGAGGCAGAGGAGGAGCGGGAGCAUCUGCCGGGCGACGUCCACGAGAAGAAGGACGGCACGUACAAGAUGAAGCACUUUCGCUGGAGCGGGCCGCCGGCCAGCAAACGCUACGGCGGCUUCAUGAAGAGCUGGGACGAGCGGAGCCAGAGGCCGCUGCUCACGCUCUUCAAGAACGUCAUCAACAAAGAUGGACAGGAGCAGAAGAGAGAGCAGUGAGGGACGAGGAGAGAGAGAGAGAGAGGGAAGAGGGAAGACAGAGAGAAGAUGAACGAUUGGCCUCUAAAGUGAAAACAGCAGACGUUCUUCCUAAAAACCACCCAUGAGAAUUUUCUGAUCUGACCCAGCCUCCUGGAAAUUACAUUUAUAUACAAAUAAUGAAUUAAUAAUGAGUAAUUACUCGUUUGUUUUCCCGUGUUUGUUCUGAUGAGAACCGUUCUGUUCACACUAAAUGUUUUAUGAUUGUUUCAAACUGUCGAUCAUGGUCUAAAUGAACGGCUUAAAUGUGGUGAUGUAAAACAGUGAAUACUUGCAACUGAUGCUGAAUUUAGCUCAGACUUUUGUGUAUUUCUGCUUGGAAAAUGACUCAAACGAUGAGAAUUUCUCUUGAUUAAUCGACUAAUUGGUAUAAAUGCAACUUCUACAGGGCGACAUUGUUUGUCAGUGUCCUCCAAAUAACCACCUCGAGGCUUGACUGGGUUCAGGAAACUAAAAACUACUUACAGG
Messenger RNA from Larimichthys crocea (large yellow croaker), 2326 nucleotides. Its product is annotated as pro-opiomelanocortin. The record is from RefSeq and is a predicted model, not a curated record. Gene Ontology annotation, molecular function: neuropeptide hormone activity. The coding region runs from base 1142 to 1819 and encodes 225 amino acids. The transcript has 2 exons. Gene Ontology annotation, cellular component: extracellular region. Gene Ontology annotation, biological process: neuropeptide signaling pathway. Lineage: Eukaryota; Metazoa; Chordata; Actinopteri; Sciaenidae.